This is a messenger RNA of Suillus subalutaceus, 189 nucleotides long. RefSeq lists its product as uncharacterized. The record is from RefSeq and is a predicted model, not a curated record. The annotation marks the transcript as partial. Lineage: Eukaryota; Fungi; Basidiomycota; Agaricomycetes; Boletales; Suillaceae. The transcript has 2 exons. Gene Ontology annotation, molecular function: ATP binding; ATP-dependent protein folding chaperone.
ACAACAACGCAGACGGAAAUCAACCUCUCAUAUAUCACUGCUGAUGCAUCUGGUCCCAAGCACAUCAACAUAAGGCUUGGACGUGUGCACCUGGAGAAUCUUCUGGAGAAUCUUGUGGAACCUCUUCUCAAGCGUACCAUAGACCUGUGUGACAAGGCUCUUUCUGAUGCUGGUGUGAAGGCCAGUGAA